AUGUGCAAUYUACUUCAAAAGGAUGUGGAGUUCAGGUUUGAUGAGAAAUGCAAGGAAGCUUUUGAUAAGCUUAAAGAGAUGCUCACAUCCGCCCCCAUUAUGAGACCAYSGAAUUGGGAUCUUCCCUUUGAGAUUAUGUGUGACGCGAGCAACUAUGCUAUCGGAGCGGUACUCGGUCAAAGGGUUGGAAAGAACCCGCACGUUGUUUAUUAUGCUUCAAGAACCCUCGAUAGCGCGGAAGCAAACUAUUCCACCACGGAGAAGGAAUUGCUUGCGAUUGUCUUCGCAUUAGAAAAAUUUCAUCAAUAUCUCUUAGGUACUAAAGUUAUUAUUUUUACAGAUCAUGCGGCGUUGCGGUAUUUGAUGACAAAGAAGGAUGUCAAACCAAGGCUCAUCCAAUGGAUUUUGUUGCUCCAAGAAUUCAACCUGGAUAUUAGAGACAAAAGUGGAACACAUAAUUUAGUAGCAGAUCACUUGAGCCGGAUUGUCUCCAAUGAAGAGCCGUUACCAUUAGAUGACAAGUUCCCAGAUGAGCAACUUUUUGAGGUGAAGACCACAGUUCCUUGGUAUGCCGACAUAGUUAACUACUUAGUCACCGGGACCACACCUAAAGAGCUACCGAGCUCGAAGAGAGAUAAGAUAAAGAGCGACUCCAAAUACUACAUGUGGGAUGAUCCUUACUUGUGGAAGAAAGGGUCUGAUCAAAUCAUCCGACGAUGUGUAGGUAAUGAUGAGAUUUUCCUUCAAAGAGNAAAAACGGUAAACCCAAGUAGGAAAGAUUGGAGUUUAAGGCUCAAUGAUGCAUUAUGGGCUUAUCGGACCGCCUACAAAUCCCCGAUAGGUAUGUCUCCUUUUCGUUUAGUGUAUGGGAAAGCUUGUCAUCUUCCCAUUGAGUUGGAACAUAAGGCCUUUUGGGCCGUGAAAAAUGUCAACUUGGACAUUGAUAAAGUCGGUAUUCACCGAAAAUGCCAACUCCAAGAAUUGGAAGAGAUACGCAAUGAUGCGUAUGAGAGUAGCUCUAUAUAUAAAGAAAAGACCAAAGCUUUUCAUGAUAAAAUGUCUUCUCGUAAGACAUUUGUUCUAGGUCAAAAGGUCUUACUUUUUCAUUCUCGAUUUAAGUUAUUUCCGGGAAAACUUUGGUCCCGGUGGGUGGGACCAUUUGUUGUUACUAAUGUUUUUAGUCAUGGUGCAAUAGAGAUUAAGAGUGAGAAAACGGGAAAAGUGUUCAAAGUUAAUGGCCACCGUUUAAAGCCAUUUUAUGAAGGUUUUAAACCUCUUGACGUGGAGGUUUUCAAGAUGGAGGUGCCGGAGGGAGGAUCCAUUUAG
Cynara cardunculus var. scolymus (artichoke) is the source of this 1326-nucleotide messenger RNA. RefSeq lists its product as uncharacterized. NCBI's taxonomy places the organism in Eukaryota, Viridiplantae, Streptophyta, Magnoliopsida, Asterales, Asteraceae. Bases 1 to 1326 code for a protein of 441 amino acids. The transcript has 2 exons. Gene Ontology annotation, molecular function: nucleic acid binding. The record is from RefSeq and is a predicted model, not a curated record.